AUAUUAGCACUGUCACUCUACUCCUGCCACAUUGUUUUCUUUCCCAAUUCUAAGCCCUCUCAUUCAAAAACCAAUUCAAAAAAUUAGGGUUUGGAUCAAUUUUUCGCCCACAUUUAUCAAGAUUAAAGAAGAUAAAAAUGGAGUCUUCAGCUUUAGAUAACCUAAUUGAAAGGCUAAUUGAAGUCCGAUCAGCCAAACCGGGUAAACCCGUUCAGCUUUUAGAGUCCGAAAUCAAGCAGCUUUGUGUUGCAGCUCGUGAUAUCUUCUUUAAUCAGCCUAAUCUUCUUGAACUUGAAGCACCCAUCAAGAUUUGUGGGGAUAUUCAUGGGCAGUACAGUGAUCUGUUACGACUCUUUGAAUAUGGUGGUCAUCCUCCUCAAGCAAAUUAUCUAUUUUUAGGAGACUAUGUCGACCGUGGAAAACAGAGCUUGGAAACUAUAUGUCUCUUGCUGGCCUACAAAAUUAAAUAUCCAGAGAACUUUUUCCUUUUAAGGGGAAACCAUGAAUGUGCUUCUAUAAACCGAAUCUAUGGGUUUUAUGAUGAAUGUAAGCGGCGAUUUAAUGUAAAACUAUGGAAGGCUUUUACUGACUGUUUCAAUUGUCUUCCUGUGGCGGCUCUUAUUGAUGAUAAGAUAUUGUGUAUGCAUGGGGGACUUUCUCCUGAUCUUGUGAACCUGGAUCUGAUAAGGAAUUUACCACGGCCAACUGCUAUACCUGAUACUGGUUUGCUAUGUGAUUUACUCUGGUCAGAUCCAUGUAAGGAUUUAAAAGGGUGGGGAAUGAAUGAUAGAGGAGUUUCAUUCACCUUUGGUCCUGACAAAGUGUCGGAGUUCUUAGCAAAGCAUGAGUUGGACCUUGUUUGUCGUGCUCAUCAGGUUGUGGAGGAUGGUUAUGAAUUCUUUGCUGAGAGGCAGCUGGUCACCAUCUUCUCUGCUCCAAAUUACUGUGGAGAAUUUGAUAAUGCUGGUGCAAUGAUGAGCGUAGAUGGAAAUUUGAUGUGUUCUUUUCAAAUUCUUAAGCCAGCUGAGAAAAAGAACAAGUUCCCGAUGACUACAAAGAUAUGAAAAAGUUCCCAAUGACUGCAAAGAUAUGAGUGGUAAAUAAUGCUACCUACAUUUCAUUAUUGAGUCAGUAUAGGGUGUACGGGAUAAGAGACAUUGUGUAAAGGUCAAUACCUCAAUUAGGUCAUAUUUUGCAGUUACUCUGUAUUUGCAUGUGUCCUUAUUAUGAUGACAUGACCAAUGUGACAACAUGGCCAAUUUGUAAGUUGUCAUCGUGUCUUUAUGAGUCUCCGACUCCGUCCGUUUUCAACCCUUUGAAUUCUAGUAAAUUUUAUUAGGUUGCAUUUCUUUAUAGUUGGUAUCAUAUGAAGUUUUUGUGAUUUAUACAUUAUUAAUUUUGUUGCACAUUCAGUAUCAGAAGUUUAAUUC
Daucus carota subsp. sativus is the source of this 1430-nucleotide messenger RNA. RefSeq names its product serine/threonine-protein phosphatase PP1 isozyme 3. Gene Ontology annotation, molecular function: protein serine/threonine phosphatase activity. Bases 138 to 1064 code for a protein of 308 amino acids. The transcript has 3 exons. The record is from RefSeq and is a predicted model, not a curated record. NCBI's taxonomy places the organism in Eukaryota, Viridiplantae, Streptophyta, Magnoliopsida, Apiales, Apiaceae. Gene Ontology annotation, cellular component: cytoplasm; nucleus.